Molecule: messenger RNA, 2446 nt
Organism: Pistacia vera
Lineage: Eukaryota; Viridiplantae; Streptophyta; Magnoliopsida; Sapindales; Anacardiaceae
Product: chaperonin 60 subunit beta 4, chloroplastic-like
Exons: 13
Coding region: 61-1953 (630 amino acids)
Biological process (GO): protein refolding
Cellular component (GO): chloroplast stroma
Molecular function (GO): ATP-dependent protein folding chaperone; ATP binding
Source: RefSeq, a predicted model, not a curated record
AUCAACUGUCUUUGAAACCAAUCUCCAAAAAAACUAAGCAGAUAUUUCGUUGGAACAACCAUGGCAUGUUCAUGUUCACCAACUCCAAUUUCUGCAAUAUCUUUCACCAAUACAACACUGCCCAAAGAGACUUCUUAUUCUUCUUCUUCACCUUCCAUUUUAACCCCAAGAGCCAUGGCCAAAGAGGUUUACUUUAACCGUGAUGGUUCUGCUACUAAGAAACUCCAGACAGGAGUGGACUUGGUGGCAGAGCUUGUAGGGGUGACUUUGGGUCCAAAGGGAAGGAAUGUAGUGUUGCAGAACAAGUAUGGACCUCCCAAGAUUGUUAAUGAUGGAGAAACUGUUCUCAAACAGAUUGAAUUGGAAGACCCUUUGGAGAAUGUUGGAGUUAAAUUGGUUAGACAAGCUGGUGCCAGAACAAAUGACCUUGCUGGUGAUGGUUGCACUACAUCUAUAAUUCUUUCUCAGGGUUUAAUCACUGAAGGUGUAAAGGUGAUUGCAGCUGGCAUGAAUCCUGUUCAAAUUGCUCGUGGGAUUGAGAAGACUUCAAAGGCCCUUGUUUCUGAACUCAAAUUGAUGUCAAGAGAGGUUGAGGAUCAUGAGCUUGCAGAUGUUGCUGCAGUUAGUGCAGGGAAUGAUUAUACAGUAGGUAACAUGAUUUUUGAUGCUCUUCAACAAGUGGGAAGAAAGGGUGUAGUCACAAUUGAAAAAGGGAAGUGUGCUGAAAACAGUCUACAAAUUGUAGAAGGAAUGCACUUUGAUCGUGGAUAUUUGUCACCUUAUUUUGUAACAGAUCGACAAAAGAUGACAGUGGAGUUCCACAAUUGCAAGUUACUUUUGGUUGACAAAAAAAUCACAAAUCCAAAGGACAUGUUUAAGAUACUGGACAGUGCAGUGAAAGAGAAGUAUCCUGUUGUGAUAGUUGCAGAGGGCAUUGAGCAGCCAGCCCUGGCUCUAUUAAUUAGGAACAAACUCAAAGGUGUGCUGAAAGCAGCAGCUAUCAAAGCUCCUGCCUUUGGUGAACGGAAGAGCCACUGCUUAGAUGACAUUGCUGUCUUGACUGGAGGAACUGUGAUCAGGGAUGAGAUGGGGCUGACACUAGAUAAAGCUAGGAAGGAGGUCCUGGGUACUGCUGUUAAGGUGGUGAUUACCCAGGAUUCUACAUUAAUAGUUACAGAUGGGAGCACUCGAGCAGCUCUUGAGAACAGGGUAUCUGAAAUCCGAGGCCUAGUUGAGAAUACUGAAGAAAAUUUCCAGAAAAAGAUACUGAAAGAAAGAAUAGCAAGGUUAUCAGGCGGGAUUGCUAUUCUUCAGGUAGGAGCACAAACAGCAGUUGAGUUGAAGGAUAAGCAACUCAGAAUUGAAGAUGCUCUAAAUGCAACCAAGGCGGCAAUUGAGGAAGGUGUUGUAGUAGGUGGUGGCUGUAGCCUCUUGAGGCUAUCGACAAAGGUGGAAAGUAUAAAAGAACUUUUGGAAAAUGAAGAACAAAAGAUUGGAGCUGAGAUCUUCAAGAGAGCAUUGUGCUAUCCCACGAGAUUAAUAGCCAAAAAUGCUGGUGUCAAUGGCAAUGUUGUUGUUGAGAAGGUCCUAUCUAAUGAUGAUCCUAGGUACGGUUACAAUGCUGCAAAAAACUGUUAUGAAGACUUGAUGGCAGCAGGAAUUAUUGAUCCGUCUAAGGUGGUUAGAUGUUGUCUGGAGCAUGCAGCAUCUGUGGCGAAGACUUUUCUGACAUCUGAUGCUGUUGUAGUCGACAUUAAGGAAUCAGAGACCAUUCAAAAGAGAAAACCCUUUCCAACCUCUGCUAACUCUCUCCUUUCCCAGCAAAUGCUGCCCACAGUUGAACAAAGGAGAAAAUCUAUGCCAACCUCACCUAACCCAGCUCUUUUUGCCAAGCAAAUGCUGUCCACUAAUGAACAAAUUCGUGGGAGGAAACCGAUGCCCAACCUCAUCUAAUUCUCUCUCCGCCAAAUAAAUUAUGCGUACUUACCAACAAAGGAUGCACACUCAAUCAACUCUUGAUUCGGCCACAAAGUUACCACAUCAACAUCAAGAAAAGUUACAAUGAAUUUCGAUUUUCACUCAUUCAGUGUCAGACGAUUGGAUUUGCAGGCAGGAUAUAACAACUCUGUGUCAUCCCUUCAUAAUGAGGAGGAAUCAUCAGAUGAUAAAAGGGUUAUGCUGCUUUUCUUCAUAAAAAAGAAUGGUGUGGAUGAUCAAUGCCAAACUAGCUUUAGGGCGUCUAGACUUCAGUUUCUUUGCUACAAGAGGACAGUUACCAUUACAUAAACUAACUAGUGGGAAGAUUCCCUGUGAGAAAGGAAGUCUGGUCUGAGAAGGUAAAUGCUCCAAGAUAAGUUGGUUCUCUUCUUAACUCAGUUCUGAAAGUGUAAUGUUUAUGCAUGUAUAGAUAAUAAAAAUAAUUGCCUCAUGAUUUCCUUAACUAUAA